Anopheles moucheti is the source of this 1010-nucleotide messenger RNA. It is a transcript of the gene mRpS2, whose product is annotated as 28S ribosomal protein S2, mitochondrial. Gene Ontology annotation, biological process: translation. Bases 137 to 859 code for a protein of 240 amino acids. Gene Ontology annotation, molecular function: structural constituent of ribosome. Gene Ontology annotation, cellular component: ribosome; mitochondrial small ribosomal subunit. The transcript has 3 exons. NCBI's taxonomy places the organism in Eukaryota, Metazoa, Arthropoda, Insecta, Diptera, Culicidae. The record is from RefSeq and is a predicted model, not a curated record.
CGCACAGAACUUUGCUGCUCUUAUCCAAAACAAUUCGAUCGAAACGGGAAUUUCUUCGUGUUUUUUUGGAUUGAACUCAUUUCGUUUGUAAGCUGGACUAGCGCCUUCAAGAGUAUAUACUUAUUACGCUAGAAACAUGCUUCUGCGAAGAGUUUUCGCCGCCGGUAUUCCACGGUCGUUGUCCACUGCUACGAUGCCUGAACAGUUGGUCACAGCGGAAAGAGCGACCGACGUGUUACACCAUCCGGAUUAUUUUGAUGUUCAUAAGCUUUUCACUGUUGAAGAUUUGUUUAAAGCUCGAGUUCACCUGGGACACAAGGAAGGCACGCUGAACGACAACAUGAAAGGAUAUUUGUACGGAAGCCGUUUGGGCCAUUGUAUUAUCGAUCUGGAUAAAACGGUGGAAUAUCUACGCACCGCCUUGAACGUAGCCGCCCAUAUUGCAUAUCGGGAUGGAAUUAUUUUAUUCUUCAAUCGAAACGCACUCAACGCACACAGAGUGGAACAAACGGCUAGAGACUGUGGUGAAUUUGCGCAUACGCGCUAUUGGCGAGGCGGUGUGUUUACCAACGCUAAGGUUCAGUUUGGAGCCGUGACGCGUUUGCCAGAUUUGUGUAUAUUUUUAAACACCAUGAACAACGUUCUUGAUAUGCACACGGCCGUGCGUGAUGCAGCCAAGAUGAAUAUUCCAACGAUCGGAAUCGUUGAUACAAAUUGCAAUCCAAAUCUGAUCACUUAUCCCGUACCCGGAAACGAUGAUACUCCGGCCGCGAUCGAGUUGUACUGCAAACUGUUCAAAAAAGCCAUUCUUGUGGGAAAGGAGAAACGAAAGGCGGACGCCGCAAACGGAACGCAGUGAAGAAACAAAUUUGUUAUUAACCGACUAAGUAGAUUAAAAGAUAGCAUUUAAAGAGAAAAAUCUAGCACAUCAAAAUGCGUCUUCUUUAUUACUGGCAUUUCCCUCCCAUUCUAGGGUUUCAAACUGCACCUCGUUGGUACUUUCAUCAAUA